GCGUGCGUCCGGCGGCGGCAGCGGGAGGAGGGGCGGCGCCAGCCAUGGCCGGGGACAGCGAGCAGACCCUGCAGAGCCACCAGCAGCCCGGCGGCGGCGAGCCCUUCCUCAUCGGCGUCAGCGGGGGCACGGCCAGCGGCAAGUCUUCUGUUUGCGCUAAGAUUGUGCAGCUCCUGGGACAGAAUGAGGUGGACUGUCGCCAGAAGCAGGUGGUCAUCCUGAGCCAGGAUAGCUUCUAUCGUGUCCUCACUUCGGAGCAGAAGGCCAAAGCCCUGAAGGGCCAGUUCAAUUUUGAUCACCCGGAUGCCUUUGACAAUGAACUCAUCUUCAAAACCCUCAAAGAAAUCACUGAAGGGAAAACAGUGCAGAUUCCUGUGUAUGACUUUGUCUCCCAUUCCCGGAAGGAGGAGACAGUCACUGUCUACCCCGCGGAUGUGGUGCUCUUUGAAGGGAUCCUGGCCUUCUACUCCCAGGAGGUGCGAGACCUGUUCCAGAUGAAGCUUUUCGUGGACACAGAUGCGGACACCCGGCUCUCCCGCAGAGUAUUAAGGGACAUCAGCGAAAGAGGGAGGGACCUUGAGCAGAUUUUAUCCCAGUACAUUACGUUCGUCAAGCCUGCCUUUGAGGAAUUCUGCUUGCCAACCAAGAAAUACGCUGAUGUGAUCAUUCCGAGAGGUGUAGAUAACCUCGUGGCCAUCAACCUCAUUGUGCAGCACAUUCAGGACAUCCUGAACGGAGGGCUCUCCAAACGGCAGACCAAUGGCUAUCUCAACGGCUACAUCCCUUCACGCAAGAGGCAGUCGUCGGAGUCCAGCAGCCGGCCGCAUUGACCCCUGUCUCCUUCAGACCUGGCCCCUACCUUCAAGAGACCGGAGGAGGGAUCAAGAGGCUCUGUUCAUCCGUACAUGUGGUUUCCUAUGACAUUUGCUGUAUUUAAGAAAACACCAUGGAGAUGACAUGCCUUUGUUUUUCCCUUUUUUUUUUUUUUUUUUGUGCUUUGGAGCGGCGAAACGAAAUCGAAUUUGACCCUGAGCUUAAAUGACAAACUGUGCCAACUACUACUGGUGAUGCCUAAUUAUGAAUCCAACGUGUAACCAGUUAUAAAUACAUACAUAUAUAUAUAUAAAAGGAUCUAUUUUUGUGUAAAUGUA
Molecule: messenger RNA, 1151 nt
Organism: Canis lupus familiaris (dog)
Lineage: Eukaryota; Metazoa; Chordata; Mammalia; Carnivora; Canidae
Gene: UCK2
Product: uridine-cytidine kinase 2
Exons: 7
Coding region: 45-830 (261 amino acids)
Cellular component (GO): cytoplasm; cytosol
Molecular function (GO): ATP binding; kinase activity
Source: RefSeq, a predicted model, not a curated record